AUGAUAAGGAUACGUCAAAUAGUUUUAAAGUACUUGGUAACAAUAAUUUUGAUUGUUCCAAAGAAACGGACAGCUAUUCUAGUAAACAGACUAAUGGUUGCUUUAAAGGAAGCACUUGAUAAAGAAGGAAGAAAUGAAAUGUUAAAGACUACUAGUAGUAUAGGACAAUUUUCAUCAAAAAAUAGUAAAACGUAUUCCAUGAACGAAGAUGAUUUAAGAUCAAUGGAAAGAAGAGGACAAGGCGGUAUUGGUUCACAAAAAGCAAGAAGUUAUUGGAGAUGCUAUUUUAACGCUGUAACAUGUUUUUAACUCUUCUUAUUUAAAUAGAAGUUAACGUGGAUGUGUUAGUGGACUAAUUUUACGAGUUAUUUACACUUCAACCCAACAUAAAUAUAUCGCUUCAUGCGAAAAGUGCAGGUGGUGUAAACUUGAGGUUUGAAUUUUCAGUUUAAUUAAUGGCCGGUUUCACAUUAUUGAGUUACCUUCUGGUUAGUAAAUAUGUAGUGGCAACCAGCCUUACGGCAAACAGGUGUUUUUAAUUUUACUUUAUGUUUUGGAAUAAAUAAUUUUGAUUUUGUUUACUGGAACCUAAUUUUAGUUAAAUAUUUAGUUUGUACCUCUAUUAAAUACUUAUAGGCUA
This is a messenger RNA of Diabrotica virgifera virgifera (western corn rootworm), 640 nucleotides long. RefSeq lists its product as uncharacterized. Lineage: Eukaryota; Metazoa; Arthropoda; Insecta; Coleoptera; Chrysomelidae. The transcript is spliced from 3 exons. The coding region runs from base 1 to 309 and encodes 102 amino acids. The record is from RefSeq and is a predicted model, not a curated record.